Messenger RNA from Saccoglossus kowalevskii, 852 nucleotides. RefSeq lists its product as uncharacterized. The record is from RefSeq and is a predicted model, not a curated record. NCBI's taxonomy places the organism in Eukaryota, Metazoa, Hemichordata, Enteropneusta, Harrimaniidae.
CAAACAUCUUUUUGCUGGUGUUCUUGUUUAUGGCUUUGUUGCUAUGUAAACCUUUUGGCAUAAAUACGUCGGCCGCCGUAGUUUACCGUAGUGUUCUCCCCUCAACUUUCGAGCUGUUUUGCAUUGAUCGAUACAGUAACCUACAAGUAUCAUGGCUAGUUUACUCCGCGUGUUGUUAUGUUUAACAGUAUGUGUUGUAAUAUUAUGUCAACCAACCAACGGGUUGGACAAGAAGCUACUCACCAGACUUUAUCGAUCACGAUGUAUCCCGGGAAUGGAAAUGAGUAGGUUCUGUCAUGGUUCAAAAGAUAUCACCGAGAAUGGACUGGAUGGAAUCGAGGAAAAAACUAUAAAUGAUAACGCCGGGCACGGAAUCAGCAACAAAGUGAAUGACGUCGACGAUGAAGUUAGAUCAUUCCUGAAGUCUUUGAUCAAAGAAGUAAUCGAAGAAGACUUGGAGGAAGCAUUGAUCGACUGAAAAUAUAUGCAAAUAUCUUGUUGCCGAGUCACAGUGUUGACACCAAUUUGUGCAUUAUUGUUUUGCAAUAGUACAAUAAAUAGAGACAUUUUACAUCUAUAAUUUAUACAACUUGUUACUGAUUCAAGCAACACACAAGUAAAGUCGGCACUUCUUUUUUUUUGUUUAUCUAAGAAAUAUUUUAAUUUUUAUUAAUGAUCGUUUUAGCGUGACUGUAAUAUGUAGAAUGACUUCUGCAUUUCAUAUUUGUAUACACCUGUAGCACUUGUCUCUAUGGUUCAUAAUUUUGGGGUUUCAUAAAUUAAUCCAAAACCAUGUCUCACGCAAAUACAUGUGAAGUGCUAAUAGAAUAAAUCUUGACAUAUCGGCUAGUA